UGAAUUCUUCCGACGCCGCCGUUGCUGCGUAAAGUGCGUAAAAAUCCAGCCUCAUCAUAUUUGCGCUCUCGUGUUUCGUCAGUGAUGCACUACCCCGUGCCUUUCCCCCUACGAGGCAUGUCUUCUCCUCCACACCGCGCCACUCCCGCUCCGUCGCAUGAAUUCACCGCGCCGUCGGCUCUCCCCAGCUGAACGGUUUCGGUGUUUGGUCCGGCCCACCGCAGCCGCCCGGCAGCUGUGCCCUCUGCUCCACAAGGCAAGUCCCCGUCAUGACCUCCUCCUCCUCCCCCUCCUCCUCCUUCUCUUGCGAUUCUGCCGAAAAUCGCUAAAUGGGAUUCGUGGCUGGCCCGAGGUUUCCACAGCAACUGGCCAUCCGCUUCCAUUAUUUUUCUAAUGAGGACAGCCGCUCGGAUCUAACACGGUUCCUCGCUGCGCGUCUCUGAUUUUUGGGCUGAAUCUCCAGACGCGUAAAAGGUCUGCACAUGGGGGCGGGCAAGAGCAAGCCCAAGGAGCCAGGCCAGCGCUCCAUGAGCCUGGACGGUACUAUAGGCACGGGCUCAGACAGCGGGCACUUCCACCACCUGGGUCCUGCCCAGCAGACCCAAACACCCAACAGGAGCCCCGCCGUCGGCACAGGCAGGCAGGGGCGCCAGGGGCAGCACCAGCACGCUCCGACAAACACUCCUGAGCUGGCUCUCUUUGGAGGGGUGGACCACACGGGAACCAUCACGUCACCUCAGAGAGGACCUCUGUCAGGAGGUGUGACUACAUUCGUGGCGCUGUAUGACUAUGAGUCACGGACGGCGUCUGAUCUGACCUUUAGGAAAGGCGACCGGUUGCAGAUUGUCAACAACACGAAAAAGUACAGCUUCAGAGAAGGGGACUGGUGGCUCGCUCGCUCCCUGACGACAGGAGAGAGUGGUUAUAUCCCCAGCAACUAUGUGGCUCCGUCCGACUCCAUCCAAGCAGAAGAGUGGUAUUUUGGGAAGAUCACUCGGCGCGACUCAGAGAGGCUCCUUCUGAACCUGCAGAACAGACGAGGAACCUUCUUGGUGAGGGAGAGCGAGACCACUAAAGGGGCAUAUUGCCUGUCAGUGCUGGAUUAUGACAACACCAAAGGCCUGAAUGUUAAACAUUACAAGAUCAGGAAGCUGGACAGCGGAGGUUUCUACAUAACCUCCCGCACCCAGUUCACCAGCCUACAGCAGCUAGUCUUCCACUACCGCAAGCACUCUGAUGGACUGUGCCACGCUCUAACAGACGUCUGUCCAGUGGCCAAACCUCAGACCCAGGGACUGGCCAGGGACGCCUGGGAGAUUCCCAGAGAGUCGCUCCGCCUUGACCUUAAACUGGGACAGGGCUGCUUUGGAGAAGUCUGGAUGGGUACGUGGAACGGUACGACACGGGUAGCCAUUAAGACUCUGAAGCCUGGCACCAUGUCUCCAGAGGCCUUUCUUCAGGAAGCACAGGUCAUGAAAAAGCUGAGGCACGAGAAGCUGGUCCAGCUGUACGCCGUAGUGUCUGAGGAACCCAUCUACAUUGUGACGGAGUACAUGAGCCAAGGCAGCUUACUGGACUUCCUUAAAGGGGAAGCAGGGAAGAUGCUUCGCCUGCCUCAGCUGGUAGACAUGGCUGCUCAGAUUGCGGCGGGCAUGGCCUACGUGGAGAGGAUGAACUACGUCCAUAGAGAUCUGCGCGCCGCCAACAUCCUGGUAGGAGACAACCUGGUGUGUAAGGUGGCAGACUUUGGUUUGGCGAGACUCAUUGAAGACAAUGAGUACACUGCAAGACAGGGAGCUAAAUUCCCCAUCAAGUGGACGGCACCGGAGGCAGCUCUGUACGGUCGUUUCACCAUCAAGUCGGACGUCUGGUCGUUUGGUGUGCUGCUCACAGAGCUGGCAACUAAAGGCAGAGUUCCCUAUCCAGGUAUGGUUAACCGCGAGGUGCUCGACCAGGUGGAGCGUGGCUACAGGAUGCCCUGCCCGGCUGAGUGCCCCAGCUCCUUGCACGAGCUCAUGCUUUCCUGCUGGAGGAAGGAUCCAGAAGAGAGGCCUACGUUCGAGUACCUGCAGGGCUUCCUAGAGGACUACUUCACCUCCACAGAACCCCAGUAUCAGCCUGGGGAGAACCUAUAGAACCGCACGCUGCGCUGAACCGGGGCAAAACGGGGGGUGGUGGGGGUGGCCUCGGCACAGAACGAUCUGCACUAACCGACCUCAGAGGGAGCGGCCGUGGGAGGAUCUGAGCCUGUGAAACUCAUCUGUGAGGAACUUGAGAUUCUUCUGUGGAAACAAAACCAAGAUAGAAACCCGCAGAAGUCCCCCCUCGAGUGCCAUAAGGGAACCGCUUCAGAAGAACCCGGAGAACCUCCUUUCUGCAAGCACUCACUGUUUACUCAAGCUCUCCUGCAGAAAAGAGGUUCGGAGCUGUAAAUGGACGACUUCUAGCCGGACGGACUUUGGCUCGGAUCGAAUCGAGUGACUAAACUUGCGGGUAAAUGUUUUUGAGAGGUGCACUGAUGUGGGAGGAACCAAAUCAGGAUCUACAGAUGGAGCGAGAGGGAAAAGAUAAAGAAACCUCCCGUCGAAGAGAGAAGGUCAAGGGAGGGUAUUUCAGUCGGGCAUGAGCUGUUUAGUGAAACCUCCCUCUUUCCCUCUUCUGUCGUGUCUCUUUACCCUCGUCUGGUACCUUUUCCGCCCACAGAAGAGCACUGCCGCUGUGGCUCAGGUGCCAAAGGAAAGUCUGUCUCUCUUAACGUCCUUUAUCUCCCUUCUGCCUCUCUUCCUCUAUUUCUGUCUGACUUUCAGUAUCUUUCUCCAGUUUUUCUCAAGUGCUGCUUCUUCAAAGUGUCUCCAAAUAACUCAGCUCUGGAACUCUACUUUGCAUCUUUAUCUUUAUGUUUACUUGGACAAUACGUGUCCCGUGGUUCAGGGUUUUGUUCAGUGGCAGACAAAAAAAGUUUCUGAUUUCAAUUACAAUUUCUUUUUCAGUGGUUUUCAGUAGGAAAGGUCGGUACACUCGCUACCGUGGUGGUGCCAGGGUAAACACGCUCAACAGGCAGGUUCUGUAACCCUGAGAAUUAGAUCAUUUAAAUGAACAUUUGAGGCCUUUCUCUCUCGUUUAACCAUUCGUCCCUUUUCUAGCUGUAUUUCUUGCCAUACUUUGAACGGCCUGCUGGAUCCAACCUCGAUUAAAAAUUGAUUUUGAUGCAGGUAGCGUCUGAAUGCUUGUUGUUUUGAUUGACCUUGAGUUUACCUGGAAGGUUGCGUUGAUGAUAAUGUCACGAUGGCACUAAAGGGUAGCUUUAAUGAAUAAAGUUUCUCAGAUAAAUGGGGCAACUUUCAUCAAACAUUAACGUGACCUGUUAAACGGCUGACAUUGCUGCCAAAUUGAUCACAUCUCUGGUAAAUAUCCAACUCAAUGCGGGAAAAACUCUGAGUGUAAAAGCCUCCUGUUGUGGUGCCAAACAAAUCACAUUUCUUUACUGCUGUUCAUGUAUAUACUGUUUUAUUAUCCAGAGGCUUUUAGUUAUUCAACUGUUUACUUAACCCCCUCCCCGGUAAACGUCAUGAGGACGGACAAACCUGUUUCUGUUUGCUGAAGCCGACAGAAGGUUUGAGUCACUUCUCAGCUGUUGCCCAUAUAAAGUAUGCAACCAGGCAGCCCUAAUGAAACUGUAAAACUCUGAUCAGGUAACCCCAAUAAAACUGUGUUUAUGACUUUACUAUCAGAGUUGAUUUUGAAGCCAGUUAGCAUGCUUUUGUGCCGUUCUUGGCUGGGUUUGUAUUUAUGCUGUACUGUACAUCGACAUGUGUAUGUUUACUUUUACUCCAGGUUCAGGUGAGGGAUCAACAUCGGUGCCAUCAAACCAUAUUUUUUCGUAUCUCACCCACUGCUGCCAGUUUUCACUGUCAUACUGUACAUAUUGUAGCUCCCUAGGGUUGUUUUUUUUUUUUUUGUACCAUGUUACGCCACUUUUAAAUGGCAGGUAUUUAUGUUGGGUGUCGCACAUUUCAUAGUGGUUUGUUUCAUGGUGUAGUCUAUACAACAACAGCAGAUAGAAACGUAGAGAUAGUUGCCAACAAGUGGUAUGAAAUCAGUUAUUAAAAACAUGAGCCAUGCAGCAAUAAGACAGACCGACAUCAUGAAAUGAUUAUUAUCCAGCGACAAUUCCCGACGAUGGCUAAUUCAAUCAACAAUGAGGACAGUUCUGAAACCACAAAAGGAGUUUGGGUUGCGAUGACAUGAGAAAUGAGGUCAAAGAUGUAAAUAGUAACUUAAACAAAUGACUGUGACUAUCAUGUAAUUUGUUUUUGUAUAGUUUUUCUUUCAUUGCACCUCCAUGUUGAGGUUUUUACGGUGACACACGCCUGCUCCCAAAAUGUCUAAUCAUUGAUAAGAUGCUACUGUAAACGGAGCUUAAAUGAUGUUUUACUUUUUGACUUUCAAAAAAUGAUAUUCUACAUCUGCAAAAGACAAUUCAGAAUCGGGCUUGACUUAUUUAUAUGAACAUAUAUAUAUGGAUCUUUCCGGGAACAUCUUAUUAUUCUUAUCAGUGUUUUCCUCUUUUAGAAUGGGAAUUACCCUGUUUGUUUUGACUCACUGGACCGCCUCUAAGUCACUGGGACAAAGUGCAAGUCAGUGGGCUCAUGACAAGCAUGAGUAACGCCGAGGUCUGAUUGGAUUUUUUGUGCCAUAAUAAAGUGUCUCAGUUUUUUUUUUUUUUUUAAUUAAGUUAUUUUUUUAUAAAUCUAUGCAGUUUCAGUCUGGGAUUCCUGCAACUUAAAGGCCAUUUUGUUCAAAAGUCAAAAACAAUGACCGUAAACGGAAGGUGUGAGCAUUUUGUAAGGACUUCUUUUGUCUUAUUUUAUUUUUUUGUUCAAAUGUAACAAGAUUGAAAUAAGUAUCGUGCCACUUUAUGUUGAUCUUUAAAUGUGCAAUAAAUUAUAUUUCAAAUGUG
Molecule: messenger RNA, 4960 nt
Organism: Acanthochromis polyacanthus (spiny chromis)
Lineage: Eukaryota; Metazoa; Chordata; Actinopteri; Pomacentridae
Product: proto-oncogene tyrosine-protein kinase Src-like
Exons: 13
Coding region: 483-2135 (550 amino acids)
Biological process (GO): bone resorption; cell adhesion; osteoclast development
Cellular component (GO): extrinsic component of cytoplasmic side of plasma membrane
Molecular function (GO): growth factor receptor binding; non-membrane spanning protein tyrosine kinase activity; ATP binding
Source: RefSeq, a predicted model, not a curated record